AUGAUGUCCUCCGCCAUGCCGGACCUCACGGCAGACACGGUGCCACACCUGAAGGCCCAAGUGCAUCGCCGGCUCAGCGCGGAGCAGUUGGCGAGCAUCCAACUGGGCCAGCUGGGCUUCCGACCACUACAGGCGUCAGACAUGGAGGAGAUGAUGGCACUGCGGGGUGGCCUGAGACGUGACCAAAGGAAUCCAUGGUCAGAGCCCGCCAAAGACCCUCCCAAGGUUUGA
Effrenium voratum is the source of this 231-nucleotide messenger RNA. NCBI's taxonomy places the organism in Eukaryota, Dinophyceae, Suessiales, Symbiodiniaceae. The record is from the annotation of a GenBank genome assembly.